AUGGCGUCGCCCCCGCUGGCGGCUGGGAGCGGCGGCGAGGGGAGCUCGGGCUCGGCGGGGCCGGAUCCGUCCGAUCGACAGCUGUCCACCUUGUUCGAGCAGGCGGCCGAACGGCUGCCCGCCCUGCUGCCCAGCGCCAGCAAGGAACAGUUGCUGUACCUGUACGCUCGCUACAAGCAGGUGAAAUUUGGAACCUGUAACACUCCAAAGCCAAGUUUCUUUGAUUUUGAGGGGAAGCAGAAAUGGGAAGCUUGGAAAGCCCUGGGAGACACCAGUCCUCAUCAGGCUAUGCAGGAGUACGUUGAUACAGUGAAAAAACUGGACCCCAACUGGAAUCCACAGACGACAGAGAAGAGGGGGAAAGAAAGCAAAACUGCGUUUGGAGGCCCUGUUGUCAGCUCAUUGUAUCAAGAAGAAACAAUCAGGGAAGAGGACAAGAACAUUUUUGAUUACUGCAGAGAAAACAACAUUGACUACGUAACCAAAGCCAUUCAAUCGAAAAAAGUGGAUGUGAAUGUUGCAGAUGAGGAGGGCAGGGCUCUGCUCCACUGGGCAUGCGACAGAGGACACAAGGAGCUCGUUUCAGCACUGUUGCAGCACGCUGCCGACAUUAACAGCCAGCAUUACACAGGAGAAUGCUCAAAAGUGUCUGAGCUGAAGGGGCAGCAGCGUAAUGCACCAGGCUGGGAGCUGCCCUGGUUCAGCUGCAGCUCAACAAGUGGUUCCUUCUGGCCAGCAAGCUGGAAGCUCCCCGCACUCACAACUCAACGCUCCUAGUUUUGUCAGCUGGCUGUAAUGAAGGGCUGCCCUGUGUAAUUGUGAUUGUGUUCGGAAAUAAUCGUUCAACAUAUUUCUGUCAGAUGGUGAUUGACUGCUCCUUACCAGCGUGGCUUUUAUAGGCUUUGUUCUCCUGCCCAGUUUGGACAGAGAUGCUCUCCUUUUGACAACUUUGCAAGCUCUUUGCAGCGAGAUGGCUUCAUCAGCCUUGCAGAAGGUGCUGUGGGAAUUUGUACAAAGUGGAUCUUCACCACACUCGUGGCAUGGCAUACCCCAUUGUCAGCCCAGAGCCAGCCUUCCAGCGAGCUAGCAGGCAGUGCGUCAGAUGCAUCUGGGGAGAGCUUCCCUUCGAAAUGAGAUGGAGGAGGGGCCCACCACCUGCCCAUCCCCUUUAACCUGACAGCCUGGGAGGUGGUUCUGUUUGAAAUGCUGUACUGCAUCAGCACGCAGGCAAUUCAUUUUUUGGAUAACUAUGUCAUUUCUUUGGAGGUAAAGUCUGACUCCUAGAAGAGAAGGCUGAGGGGAGAAUUGUCUUAUUUUUCUCCAAACUUCAAUUUUCUGUUAAAUUCUUUCCAUUCUUUUUUCUUGAUGUAUUGCACAUUUUCUAACCAGUUUAUUUUUGGCCAGUAACAAAAGGUUAAUAGUGGCCAUAAAAAGAAAAUCAAUCUUUGACUUUUUUUUUCCCACCAAAGUAAUAAAGGAGAAUUUUUAUAAAGGUCCUGCAUUGCACGUAGGUGUGUUCCCAGGGAAGGCAGGCGCGUUUUUAUUCUCAGCCAUAUGUAAGUUGCAAUAACAUUUUGAGACUUCAUGACCUAAUGUUUAUUUCUUCUUUAUUUUGACCUUUACUCUCUGAGAAUUCACACCCAGAGAAGAACCAGAAAGAGUUUUUGAAGAGUAACCUGAAGAAGAAAGGGAGAGGGAAAAAAUGUGGCUUCCUAAGCAGCCAUAAACACUGCAAUGUCUGCUAUUACACAUUACCAAUUGCACUGUCAGUUAAUGCGUGGGCCAUGAAGAACCAUGGGGUAGGCGUACAGGGAUCUCUGAUGACUUGAAGCAAUAGUGCCAUUAUUCCAGCCUGCACAUAUGCCUUGCUCACUCUUUACUGCCUUAUUUUAGUUCACCCGUUGCAAUGCUUACCUUGUGGAAGCUCUUGAAACCUCUGGAUCUGGAUCUAUUACUCUUCGUUGUUAAACAGGCAGCUUGGAGCAGGAGGAGAGCUUGCCUGGCUCCACUCAUUCUCAUAGCAUGCUCCGAACAGCCCCGAUUCUGGCAGUGUGGUGUUUUUUGCUUUAAAUGGUGGUACUGCAGCUUCAGAAGGGCGGUUCAUUAAUGUCACCGAAAAGCUGCAGCCAUUGAGUUCUCUGAUUGUUCAUAAUUAGCUCUAAUAGCACAUUUGACAAGCGGUAACCGAUUGCCAUGGGCAAAGGGAUACAGAAAGGCAACAGGCUUCUCUUCACGUUGAAAAGGGACGUUUAUGCAAUUGAAUUACCUAAAUCUUCGGAGCCAGAGGCCAUUUCCAAGUGGGUGGUGUUACCGUGUUUUGGAGCCCUGCUGGAAAUAUCCAGAGCUAGGGAUCAGGCUGAAAACAGCCUCCUGCUGCUGCAGCUCUGCUUGCUUAAAAUGUAGGCUUUUAAUUGAGUGGUGAAGGGAGGGGAAGGGGAGCAUAUUCAUAACGCGGUAGUUACAAAGCAGCUCAGACAGCAUGAUUGUAAUAUCAAUUUCUAGCUUUAAAAUAUAUGAAGACAUGAAUAAGUUUCCCUUGCAGAAGGUCAAGCGACAAAGGAAAACCUUUUUACACUGUCAAAGUGUCAGUUGUGACAAUUUUUCCUGCAGCAUUUGCCCUGGCCUUGGAAAGGAGGUUUCAAAGCAGGGGGCAUUGGAUGCUGGGUGCGCAGAAUUGCACCCCAGUCUUGUGCUGCCAUGCAGCUGUGCAUCCUCUGUGUUCCCUGUGCUUUCAGAAGGAUGAAGGGCAUCGUAGUCUAAUAACUGUCCAUUGAGAGGAAGAACAGCAAGUAGUAUCUUGUAACACCAAAGCAGUAAACUUGAGACUUGCCCCAGCCUUGCUGUCUCUGCACAUCAUUGUGUGUUUCACGUCAUCAGCUUAUCAACAUUAUACUUACAUAUAGAAAAUAGCACUGUAAUUUGGCUACUUUGGUCACGAUCCAAGUUCUAACUGACCUGUUUGCUUUGUUUGCUGACCUUUCAGUUCCUCAGUAAAGGCACAGGUCACUGUACGAAGGUUUCACACCUGUUGUCAGUAAGUUUUCCAGUCACCCCUGGGCCCUCAGGGCCUUGGGAAGGAAACUUGAGAACCGCAGCUGGAAAUCAGCAGGUUGGGAAGUUUGUUGCCAAUAGGAGUGAGUUUUAUUUUAUUUGUUUGUACACACCUGUAACUUCAUUGAAAGUCAUUAAGCAUCCCGCACUGUCUGCAGUGAGGGCUGGUUGCUCUCUCUCAUACCUGUGUGAAUGUUGCAUCUGUGUGCUGAACUAAUUCACACCAGGCAGCUCAGCUGCCUGAAGUCUAUUUUGUUUCCUUUAAGAGUAGCACAAGAAGUGUGGCUGCUUCCCCAGCCUAUCUUUUCUCCUAGUCCCCUGCCAAAAGCCCCAGCAGGCAGCAGCUCUCCAUCUGCAUGCCAGCAUGCUUUUGAGUCAUAGGACUUCUGGAGCCUGGGAUGGGGAGUAGCAGUCCCCUCAUAAUACCUUCACGUCCUCAUUGGGGGAAAAAAAAAAAAAAAUCUUUUCAAAUGGAGACAAUACAAACAUAAUAAAUGGCAGGGAGGGUUCAUCUCCCUCAUGACUCAAUCCUUCUCAAACAACAUUAUUAUUGACUGGCCUAUUGGUUGCCAAAAAAGAAAAUCAAUUGUACUAGAGGUGGUUGCUGUGCCACAGAUCAUGGUACUAACCCAGCAGAGACAGGUUGAUUUUUAUCAACUGAGCCCAAAGACUAAUUUCCACCAUUAGCUAAAAAUGAAGUAGGAAUUACGGAUGUGUUGAAGAUUGCUAAGAUUGGUGGCCAGUUGGUUUUGUUUGCAAGGCCUUUGCGUUUUCCUGUCUGACUCUUGAAUGAUUGCAUGUAUAGAGUAAAAAGAAGCCAGAAAAAGUC
This is a messenger RNA of Centrocercus urophasianus (Greater sage-grouse), 3880 nucleotides long. RefSeq names its product acyl-CoA binding domain containing 6 (gene ACBD6). NCBI's taxonomy places the organism in Eukaryota, Metazoa, Chordata, Aves, Galliformes, Phasianidae. The record is from RefSeq and is a predicted model, not a curated record. The coding region runs from base 1 to 777 and encodes 258 amino acids. The transcript is spliced from 7 exons. Gene Ontology annotation, molecular function: fatty-acyl-CoA binding; protein binding.